UUGAAGUGCCGCUUUCUGCCAGCUAGCAAGUUUCUUGAAAAAAUCCCUCGCAUAGUUGUGAGCUCAUCAAAUGUCUUCUUCCUUUAGUUGAUCACAACGACUUCCUAAAACAAAUAUUUAUUAAUACUUUAAUUUCUCUGACAGCUCCAUAAAGGCACGUUUAUCUAUUUAAACGUAUAUUUAUAAAGUCAUUGUGAUCUGUUUAGAUUAGAUUAGCUGUUAACGGGUUAGCUUCAGUUUUGGCUAUUUCACACAGAGAAGGUCCUGUCCAAAAACAUCAUGAGGCUUUACAGUCUGAGUGUCUUGUAUAAAGGUUCAACCAAAGCCAACCUGCUUAAAGCAGCGUAUGAUCUGUCAUCAUUCAGUUUCUUUCAGAGAUCCAGUGUACAGGAAUUCAUGACAUUCACAAGCUCGCUGAUUGUUGAGCGCUCAGCGUUAGGAAGUCGAGCGUCUGUUAAAGAACAAGAGUAUUUGUGUCACGUGUACGUGCGAAACGACAAUCUGAGCGGGGUUGUGAUCGCAGACAAUGAAUAUCCCUCUAGAGUCUGUUUUACCUUACUGGACAAGGUUUUGGAUGAGUUCUCCAAGCAGGUGAGCGGUAUAGACUGGCCUUCUGGAUCACCUGCCACUAUUCAGUACACGGCACUGGACAGUCAUCUUGCUCGAUACCAGAAUCCACGCGAGGCAGAUGCUAUGACUAAAGUACAAGCCGAGCUGGACGAAACCAAAAUUAUUCUGCACAACACAAUGGAGUCUCUCCUGGAGAGAGGAGAAAAACUGGAUGAUUUAGUGCAGAAGUCUGAACAUCUUGGAAAUCAAUCAAAAGCUUUUUAUAAAACGGCACGCAAGCAGAACUCUUGCUGCGAAAUCAUGUGAUCAUAAUGAAAAUCUAUUCAGAAUGGACUCUACUCUUGUUUUCCUUAUUUUCCUCUCUUUCUCUUGAGCCGGUGCGUCCGGCAUGCAGCAGUCAUAGUAAACACACUCACACACACACACGGAGAGAGCCGAUACAACGGUUUACAAUAAAAGGCUUGGGAGGGGACUGAUUUCCCAUAAUGCAGCACACUUGCAGUUUUGAUGUUGUUUGAGGACUUUGUUUUCUUCUGAGUUCCUUGAAGGGUCUUGUGAGCGCCCUGGACCGUUCCUCAGGGUCAAACUCAAAACUGGACUGAAGAAAGCAUGGAGGGGCCUGAGGUUUAUGUCCCCGCUGUGCCUUACUUUAGACAGCAGUGUGUUGAUAUUAAAGAGAUAUUGAGACUGUUCAUUAGCCUUAUAAAUGUAGGACAAGAGUAAACAUGCUGCAGAUUCAAUUAUUCAGCUUUGGCCAUUUUAAAGCGCCUUGUAGUGUAAAGUGAAACUGUAGCGUGAAUUCCUAUUUUUAAUUGUAAACGUGUUUAAUAUUCAUGUGUUCACUUGUAUUUGAACGACUGGAGUGGCUUUGAUUUUUGCAAAUCUUCAAUGUUGUGCACAGUGUGUAAGUGACUGACCAAACUCAAUGUUUCUACAAUUCUGUGUACAGUUUUUGUCUUAAUGUAAAUAAAUAACUGAAUCAUA
Molecule: messenger RNA, 1554 nt
Organism: Paramisgurnus dabryanus
Lineage: Eukaryota; Metazoa; Chordata; Actinopteri; Cypriniformes; Cobitidae
Gene: ykt6
Product: YKT6 v-SNARE homolog (S. cerevisiae)
Biological process (GO): endoplasmic reticulum to Golgi vesicle-mediated transport
Cellular component (GO): Golgi apparatus
Molecular function (GO): SNAP receptor activity
Source: RefSeq, a predicted model, not a curated record